This is a messenger RNA of Atta colombica, 897 nucleotides long. Its product is annotated as Down syndrome cell adhesion molecule homolog. Lineage: Eukaryota; Metazoa; Arthropoda; Insecta; Hymenoptera; Formicidae. The transcript has 6 exons. Gene Ontology annotation, biological process: synapse organization. Gene Ontology annotation, cellular component: neuron projection membrane. Bases 1 to 897 code for a protein of 298 amino acids. The record is from RefSeq and is a predicted model, not a curated record.
AUGUAUCGGAAACGAUGGACUGUGAAAGCAUUGGGAAUGGAUUUACAAUAUAGCGGCAAUGGGACUGGUUGGUGCAAACCUUUCAAAAUGAUCUGCGUUUUCAUCCUCUUCAUGCUGUUACACGUUUUUCCAGAGAGCAUCGCGUACGAAUCGCAUGUUUUUAUGGCGGAUACCUUUCAAGAACGCACAACAGCGGAAAUUGAUUCAUACUUUGACACCACAAUGCCGUCCAACGUCACUGGUUUGGCUGGAGAAACUGUUCAACUGGCGUGCAGAGUGAAGAACAUCGGAAAUAGAACGGUUUCAUGGGUGAGACAUCGUGACAUUCACUUGCUGACAGUCGGCACUUAUACUUACACGAGUGAUCAACGUUUCGAAGCGAUGCACAAAUUCCAUACAGAAGAAUGGAUUCUCAGAAUACGAUAUCCGCAGCGAAAGGAUUCUGGUAUCUACGAGUGCCAAAUAUCCACGACUCCACCCAUUGGUCAUCCUGUUCGUCUGACUAUAGUUGAACCGGUGACGGAAAUAGCCGGCGGUCCUGAACUGUUCAUCAACAAGGACAGCACGAUAAAUUUAACAUGCUACGUGAGACAUGCGCCUGAACCACCGUCAACGAUAAUUUGGAGUCAUAACCAUCAGGCGAUUAACUUCGACUCACCGAGGGGUGGCAUCAGCCUGGUAACGGAAAAGGGACCCGUAACUUCGAGCCGUUUACUCAUUCAGAAGGCGAUCGACAGAGACUCCGGCCUUUACACGUGUUCACCCAAUAACACUCAUCCUAAUAGUGUACGGGUCCACAUAGUCAAUGAACACCCAGCGGCAAUGCAUCACGGUAGAGGCGACAGAAUGGCCGCGACACUACUUCCGGUCGUCCUACUUCUUCGGAUAAUAUUCUAG